AUGUCUGAUCCACCACAAAGUAAAUUCAAUUAUCCUUUAAUUGGAGAUAGCUGGAAAUUUAUAUCAUCGCCAGGUCUUUGGUCAAGAGAACUCGCGAAACAAUGUGAUGUUGUACGAGCAUAUAUUCGUGGAUUGAAUGGGAUGAAAUAUACAACGGUAUAUCAUUUAUGUGGAAAUGAAGCAUUACGAGCAUUUUACGAUGAAGAAACGGUUGUUCGUGGACUUGUUCAUUCGCCUCUUGAUUCUUAUAUGUUUGGCGAUUGGUUGGAUGUAACCCCAAAGAUGAAUCGUGGAUCUCACAAAGAAAGAAAAGCUAUAUUAUUAAAAGCCAUACAUAGCACUGAAAGUGUGAAUCGUUUCCUUAACACGGUUGGAUUGUUCACCGAUGAAUUUAUUGAAAGUUUAAAAUCUAGAAUACUUCCAUUUGGAGUACCUACAAUUAUAUUAUUGAAUUUUCAUAUUCGUAACUUUUGUGCGCAAGUCACUGCAAAAUAUCUUUGGAGCUAUGACGUGAAUGAAAAACUCAUAGAAAAAUUUUAUAAUAUAAAUUCAGAUUUAUCAGAAAAACCUAUAAAUUGUCCGAUAUUUAAUUUUUACGACGGAUUAGAAGGCGCAAGAUGGUUAUUAAACUUUACGCGAAAACGUUUAAUAGAGCAUCAAACAUUUCAAGAUCAAUAUAAUGACACAUUGCAAUUAUUAAUUAAUGCUACCCCGAGGUUGACGGACGAUGAAAUAAUCACUGAAAUCAAUUAUUUAUUCUAUGUCAUAAAUGGGAUAAGUUCAAUUGUCAGUGGUGCGAUCCUCCUUUUAUGUAAAAACAAAAAUACAGAAGUAUUUAGUAAAACGAUGAAAGAAAUAGAAUCUAAUCUCACCUUUUUGCAAUCAUACGACGCAAGUAUUCUAACAGAUGAUUUUGUCAGAAAAAAUUUCCCAUAUUUGGAAAACGUUGUCAAGGAAACUAUUAGAAUUUAUCCGAUUGAACCUUUAAAGUUCGGAACAGUUAUUCGAGAUACGAUUAUCAAAGGAUUUAUUAUUCCAAAAGGAAGUGUUGUAGCUGCUGGACUCUGGGCUAAUGGGUUUAAUGAGGAAAGAUACCCAGAUCCUGAUUCUUUACGACCAGAAAGAUAUGAACAAGAAAUAAAAGACACCGAGAAUGGAUUCGAUUGGACUCCGUUUGGAGGAGGCCAAUUAUUUCAGUCUCAUCGAUGUGCGGGUCAAGAAGCAGUUUUACGCACUUGCACAUAUUUACUCGCACGACUUUUAUCAACAUUUGAUUUUACGCUGAUCAAUUUGAAUCAAUCAUUCGAUUAUUCAAAAUGGGUUUCACGUCCUAAAGAUGAACUUCCAAUUAAAAUCCAAUUAAAGGCAAUGUCUGGUGGACAGGAUUAG
This is a messenger RNA of Ambispora leptoticha, 1389 nucleotides long. The record is from the annotation of a GenBank genome assembly. Lineage: Eukaryota; Fungi; Glomeromycota; Glomeromycetes; Archaeosporales; Ambisporaceae.